GUCCUGCCCGCGGCGGCGAUUGCGCCCGGCAACAGGGAGACACUGAACAGGCAAUUGGACCCGGCCCGCCGACCGCCCACCCUGAGCCGCCGACUACCCGCCGACCCAGACCGCGCAACCGACAGGGCAAGCCUCGACAAGACCAAAUUCCCCCCUGGCCUCGGGUCCGCCAAGAAGGGCACGGCAGCAGAACCCGCCAGAGUCCGAGUCGAGCACCUCAAGCCACUGCGUGAACACGACGAAUCUAUGGACCUGCUUGGAUUCACUGCCGCUGCCCUCACGGAGGCGCGGGUGCCCGCCCCGAUUGCCCGCGCUCUAGUCCUCUGCAAGAGGACGGCGUUCCAGAAACCAGACAACGGAGCGCGGGACAUCGCCACCAGCGACGUUUUCCGCCGACUGGUCACCAGGCCGCUCGCCCAGCAGCUCGCCGUGCAGCUCGCGGCCGCAACCGCGCCCUUCCAGUUCGCCCUAACCACGCGGGCAGGAACCGACUGCGCCGCCACGCUGCCGAGGUCAAAGCUGGACCACGACGACCACACUGUGAUUGUCAGCAUCGAUGGAGUCGGGGGAGAGGGGGUGGAGCAGGGGGGCUCGCUGGCCCCAGCCCUCUUCGCGCUGGCCCUGCACGGAGCGCUGGUGGGCGCCUCCAGGACCCUCGAGCAAGGGGACUUCCUGGUCGCUUUCUUGGACGACGUGUACAUCAAGACCACUCGGGCCACGGCCAGAGCCGCUGUCGACACCACCACUGGAGCAAUCCACCUCCGCGCAAACGUAUAUUGCCACCUCGGCAAGAGCUGGGCCGACAACAAGGGCGGAGGUUCGCCAGGGAAGCAGCUGCUGCGGGACUCUAACGCCGCUGUGCACAACCCGCUGGGCCGCAGACAAUUAGACGCGGGGCUCAAGGCUCUCGACGGGCUCGCCGACGAGCCGCGAGACAAGUCCUAG
This is a messenger RNA of Prorocentrum cordatum, 945 nucleotides long. NCBI's taxonomy places the organism in Eukaryota, Dinophyceae, Prorocentrales, Prorocentraceae. The record is from the annotation of a GenBank genome assembly.